CAGUAAUUACGACAAUAUGCCAGACAAGGAUCUCUCAAUUACUUUCCAACAAACUCUAGCAUGACGCCCCGUGCACUCACGCCAUCCCCACCUCGGGGACACAAUUCACCCUCCCACGCAUCCAGCCGCAUGCCGCCUCCCGUCAAGAAGCGCACCCUCCUUUGGGAUUGGACUUCAGUUCGCGACUCGAUCCCUCUCCCCGUUAUUCCCACCAAUUCCCCCAUUUGCGCCUGCCAUAAUUGGAACACAUGGGCUCCACCCGAUCUCCCCGCGCACGUCCCCUUUCGGCCGAUGUUCCGCACGGUCGGGCAGCUACAGUUCCCUGAGUUCGAAUAUGCUCUCAGCCAGCCAUACCCGAUCAUGCACUUCCUCAACGAGCCGGAGCGCGCAGAUCUGACACCGGAGAGGGCCUGUGAGUUGUGGUUUGAGAAGAUAGUCCCUCUGAGGCAGGAGAAGGGGACUAAGAUUGUGGGACCAGCGGCGGCUAAUGAUCACCCCGGAACGGUCUGGUUGGAUACGUUUAUGGCUCUUGUUACGGCUCGGGAUUCGAGAGAGCGGCCUGACUUCCUCGGCCUACAUUACUACGGCACUAUUGCGGCUGAGGCUAUAGGGUAUUUGACGGACAGACAUAGGAAGUAUCCAGACUUGCCAGUGAACAUCAGCGAGAUCGCGAGCAUUAGCCGCGACAGGAGGCAGGUUGAGAAGUUUAGUAGGGAGAUCGCAGAGUGGGCUGAUAGGACGGAGUGGGUGGUAGAAUAUGGGUUUUUUGGGAUGAUGCAGGAGUGUGCGGAUGAAUUUGUGAGCCCUCAGGCACAGCUCAUGGAUAAGAAGGGGCAAUUGACUGGAUUGGGAAGAUGGGUGGUUGGCGUCUGAGGAAGAGGUGGUUCAUAAUAGCUGCUAGGACGCUUAUUGUAGACUAUAAAUUCUUAUUAUAGCUUAAGUUGUUUAUAGCAACUAUAAAGAGGAGUGAAGUGCCUCAAUAACUUAGGAACGGACGGUUCAUAACAGUCGCCUAGGCGUUCAAAUGAGCCUAUAGAUCCUAAUGUAACUAAAAUUGCGUAUAGCAACUAUAAUGAGGAC
Pseudogymnoascus verrucosus is the source of this 1080-nucleotide messenger RNA. RefSeq lists its product as uncharacterized. The record is from RefSeq and is a predicted model, not a curated record. NCBI's taxonomy places the organism in Eukaryota, Fungi, Ascomycota, Leotiomycetes, Thelebolales, Thelebolaceae. Gene Ontology annotation, cellular component: fungal-type cell wall. The transcript has a single exon. Bases 61 to 873 code for a protein of 270 amino acids. Gene Ontology annotation, biological process: fungal-type cell wall polysaccharide metabolic process.